AAUAAUAGUAUUCGAUCUGAUAAAAACAAAAAUUAGAAUGUUUAGAUGGCUUGAUUUCAUGGCCUCCAACCAACCCUGAUUAGCACCACCACCACCACCGCACCACCACCCAGUUUUGAGUCGUGCGCACGUAAUUUUCGCUUCUUUUUAUUUCUCUUCCAACCAAUGUCUUUCUCUUCCUUCAUAUAUUUCAUCACCUUCCCCACCAUUUUCUCAUUUUCUGUGAUUUUCUUAUAAAUUACGUACCUUUGGAUUGGUUUACUCUUCCUUCAACUUUGGAUUCAAUCAAGAUAAUGCAGGGAGGUAGUGGUAGCAUCUGAAACUUCUCAUCUCGAUAUAUCCGUAAAUUGAAUUGUCGAUCUUUAAAACCUUGUAUAUAUGGCGACAAGAUCUAAAGAUAGUAGCCCUACUCCAGGGAGGGAGAAGAAGAGCACAUCAUCCCCAUCAACCACCAAAAGGCUCACCAAGUCCCAAACUACAGUCACUGAAAAAUCCUUGUCAACCUCAUCAGCAAAACAAGUCCCAAACUAUCUCAGGCCGACGUUAAGCGCCUCGAGGCACGAAAAUUCGCUGAGGUCAUCGUCCGCCGGUGCCAAGAAACAUGGCCCUGAAGAUCAUGCAGCAUCUCAAAACCCUACAUUGAAUAGAAGAAGAUCUUUUGACAAGCCACCAUCGGCUUUUAGGAUUCAGAAGGCAUUGAUCUCCCCAGGAAGGGACGCGCCACUGCGAUCUUCGUCAUUUUCAGCGAAAAUCUCCUCUAAUGCUCCGAGACCAAGAAUAGAGAGGACGAAAUCGAGCACUUUUGGGUCUGGAAAGCCGCAGCUUUUGCCUGCAAAGAGUGUGAAGAAGAGCAGCACAAGCAGUUCGGUUAAGAAGGAGAGUUCAUCGGGUUCAACAAGAGCUCCGAAGAGCAGGGACAUAACGCAUACACUUAAUCUCGAAGCGAAUUUAGAUGCUAUAGUGUCUUUGGAACAUCAUGAGGUUGAAGAGGUAGGUAAGAUUUCGACUGAGGAGCAUGAUAAAGUGAUUCUUCCGGAUCCAAAAGGCGAAGAGAGUGAGCACGUUGGUGAUCAUGAUGCUGGUGUUUCUGAGGCUGAAGCAAAUAGCGGCGAGGAUGAGAAGGUGAAGGCUAGUGAGGGUUCAAAUGGUAAUACGGAGGAAUUGAUGGAAAAUGUGGAGGAAAGAAACGAAGGAAGCGGAAGUGUAUUGACCGAAAAAGAAGAGAAGCCGGGGGAUAAUGAUCAACAAGAUGGGGAAGAGAAUGCAAAAAAAAAAGAUGACAGCGGCGAGACAAAGGCGGAAGAGGGUGUGGCAAGUGAAGAUCUGGAAACAAAAGUUGAGAUGAAAGAAGAACAGGAAAAAGAGAGUGAUAGUAAAGAAGAAAAUGAAGGGGAGGAAAGCAAAAAUGUUGAGGAAAAGGCAUUGGAUGAGAAGGAAAGAGAAGUGGUUGUGGAUGGUGGAGUUGAGGAAGCAAAGCCAACGGAGGCAGGUGAGGCGGCUGUUGAGGUGGCAGAGGAAACACUAAAGCCGCGACAAGCGAGCGGGGGAUCUUCACAAGGAGGAGGGAAGAAAGACUCAGCUCCUGCAUACAAUGAUGUGAUUGAGGAGACUACAAACAAGUUGAUGGAGAAAAGAAAGAACAAGGUGAAGGCAUUGGUUGGUGCCUUUGAAACUGUCAUAGAUUAUGAAUCCAAAUGA
Messenger RNA from Pyrus x bretschneideri (Chinese white pear), 1698 nucleotides. RefSeq names its product micronuclear linker histone polyprotein-like. NCBI's taxonomy places the organism in Eukaryota, Viridiplantae, Streptophyta, Magnoliopsida, Rosales, Rosaceae. The transcript has 2 exons. Gene Ontology annotation, molecular function: calmodulin binding. The coding region runs from base 379 to 1698 and encodes 439 amino acids. The record is from RefSeq and is a predicted model, not a curated record.